AUGUCAUCAAACCGAUCCUUGUCUCAGCUGUUGGUUCGGUUAGGACACACAAUCUUUGAAGAGUGGGAUCAAUUCUGUGGAAAUGAAGCUUGUAAGAAACUUAAAAAUGUUAUUGGAAACUCGAUUGAAAGUAAAACAUUCUACAAGGUUCCGAUAGAAAUGCAAAUACAUUGGAUUGCUGAAUUUAUUUGUGAUUAUAUUUGUUAUGAUCGAGUUUCGGAUCGAGAUGAAACGUUUCUAACUGCUCACUUUCUGAUAAAAGUUGUUUUACGAAAGUGUGUAGAGAGGGAAAUUUCGUUUGGAAAAUCCCCACUUGCUUUCGAUGCUAAGGUAACUUCCUCACCUCUGAUUGAUCAAUCCUCAGGUGGAGAUGAACAAUUUUUCUAUUCGAAACUUAGUGAAAAUAUUGGAAACUCGGAAUCUCAAAUGGAUUCUCAUUUACAAGAGCAAUUGCAUACUUUACUAGCUGAUGCUUUCGAAAGUGGUGGAUCCGAUGAAGAAUUGGAUGAAAACACAUCAAAUAUUGAUCCUGAUCAUCAAUGGAGAAUUUUAAUUAGUCAAGUUUCGAAUGAAUUAUUCUCAGAAAAAGUGGAAUCGUUCAAUUCAGAUAUGAAUUUUUGGAAUUCAGUUUUGGAUCAAAUUCUAAAUGAAGGAUUUUUUGAAAAUUUACCAAAAAAGAAAAUUGAUUUCACACAAGAUCAAAUCAAAAAGAUGAAAAAACCAAAUUCUGAUUUUGUAAACCUUGCAAUGUGUCGUUUACAAUUCACAUGCCAAAUCAAUGCCAAAUUAUUCCAAUAUUCCUUUAGAGAAUUAUCCAAAUCCUAUCUGAAAGAUUUUGAAUCAGUUCCCUUCAAUUCUCAAGAAAAAUCUAAUUCUCCCAAUGCAUUUUCCAUUCUCACUGUCUGCCAUUGGCAUUUACAAAUGUCAAAUGCCAAAUCUAGCUAUUCCUCCCCUCUCCAACGAUUACAAGCUUUUGAAAGAGUUCAACAAUCAGCAAAUUUCCCAAUCACCUGCGCAGCACAUUCAAUUCCAUUCGAAAACUCUCAAUUUGCCUCAGCUCUUGCUUCAUCCGUAAAGAGCAUUAAAUCCUAUUUUGGAUUUCAUUAA
Molecule: messenger RNA, 1107 nt
Organism: Naegleria gruberi
Lineage: Eukaryota; Heterolobosea; Eutetramitea; Acrasida; Naegleriidae
Exons: 1
Coding region: 1-1107 (368 amino acids)
Source: RefSeq, a predicted model, not a curated record